Grammomys surdaster is the source of this 778-nucleotide messenger RNA. Its product is annotated as PR domain zinc finger protein 2-like. Gene Ontology annotation, cellular component: nucleus. The transcript has 8 exons. Bases 109 to 654 code for a protein of 181 amino acids. The record is from RefSeq and is a predicted model, not a curated record. Gene Ontology annotation, biological process: regulation of transcription by RNA polymerase II. Lineage: Eukaryota; Metazoa; Chordata; Mammalia; Rodentia; Muridae. Gene Ontology annotation, molecular function: protein binding; DNA-binding transcription factor activity, RNA polymerase II-specific; histone methyltransferase activity.
CUGCGGCUCUGGGCUCGCUGAAGCGUUGGCACGUCGCGCUCUGGGCUCAUGUAAUCAAAGAAGUUUCUUUGUUGUGUGUAUCUUUACAGAACACAACAGGAAUUGAAAAUGCAUCAGAACACCGAGUCUGUGACAGCCACUGAGACUCUGGCUGAGGUACCUGAACACGUGCUUCGAGGACUUCCAGAGGAAGUAAGACUUUUACCAUCUGCAGUCGACAAGACUCGGAUUGGUGUCUGGGCCACUAAACCAAUUUUAAAAGGGAAAAAGUUUGGGCCAUUUGUUGGUGACAAGAAGAAGAGAUCCCAGGUUAGGAAUAAUGUCUACAUGUGGGAGGUGUACUACCCAAAUUUGGGGUGGAUGUGCAUUGAUGCCACUGAUCCGGAGAAGGGAAACUGGCUGCGCUAUGUAAACUGGGCUUGCUCAGGAGAAGAGCAGAAUUUAUUUCCACUGGAAAUCAACAGAGCCAUUUACUAUAAAACCUUAAAGCCAAUCGCGCCUGGCGAGGAGCUCCUGGUCUGGUACAAUGGGGAAGACAACCCCGAGAUAGCAGCUGCGAUUGAGGAAGAGCGAGCCAGCGCCCGGAGCAAGCGCAGCUCCCCGAAGAGCCGCAGAGACCAAGUGGAGCAGCCAGCUGGCAGUAGCACCAUGUAGGACCCUGCAGGAACCCCUGGGAAGAAGAAAUCACAAGAGAAUAAAAACAAAGGCAUCAGAACCCAGGCUGCACAGCUGAAGGCAAGUGAGCUGGACUCCACCUUGGCAAGCAUGAGGGGCUCUG